CAAUGAAGCUGAACUUUUGAACUUUUGUCUUAGUUCACAAUGAUGAUGCGUGCGGCCGUGGGUCUCUGGGUCCUAUCAGCGGUGAUCUGCGUCGGCAGAGGCCAUCACCAUUUGGGUCACAGCAUUGACAAGACCGUCCAAGACACUGUAGCGGACGGCAGCGCCAACAGCGUCUCCCUGGUGAACGAAGCAAACAAAGACUUUUCCUUCCGACUCUACAGGAAGUUAGCAGCUCACACUGACUCACAGGGAAAGAAUAUCUUCUUCUCCCCGGCUAGUGUGUCGACUGCCCUGGCUGCGUUGUCCGUGGGAGCGCAGGGGGAGACGCACCGUCAGCUUUUCAGUGGUCUGGGUUUCAACAGCUCCCUCCUGACGCAGACAGAUGUGGACCAGGCCUUCCAGACGUUCCUCCAGAGGGCCAACAACACGAACGAGCCGGAGUUCCUGCAGACCCUGAAGCAGUCAUACUUCGCAGAUGGGUUCAAUGUGGACUUCACCAAAACCAGAGAAAGUACUGAUACCAUCAAUAAGUACGUGGAGGAGAAGACCAACGGGAAGAUUGACAAGCUGGUGGACCUCCUGGAUCCAAACACAGUCAUGUGUCUCAUCAGCUACAUCUACUACAAAGGAAAGUGGGCGUCUCAGUUUGACCCUAGGCUCACCAAGCAGGGCGACUUCAACGUGGACGAGAACACCAAGGUUCACAGUUACAUUCUUUCAGAUUCAGUGAAUGUUUGUCUUCUCCCCCCCCCAUGUUUUAGCAACCAUUAUGUAUAUAUUCCAAAGUUCUCCAUCAAGACUUCCUACAAGCUGAACGAUGCGCUGGCAGGAAUAAUGACAGACAUGUUUAGUGGUGGUGCAAAUUUGAGGAGCAUUUCAGAGGAGCAUGGACUGGCAGUCUCAGAUGUUGUGCACCAAGCUACGCUGGACGUGGACGAGGCCGGAGCCGAAGCUUCAGCUGUCACAGGAAUCUUCAUCGGAUUUUCUGCCAUCUUGGACCCUGUCCCUGUGUUGAAGUUCGAUCGUCCAUUCAUGGUCAUCAUCACUGAACGUAACACAGAGAAAAUCCUCUUCAUGGGCAAGAUUAUCAACCCAACCAUCUGAUGGAUCAUCACUUUGUGUUUGCUCGAGCACAGCUGUUGCAUCUCAUAUAAAGGAGUCAGAAAAACUUUUGUUUUGUUGUCUCUUGCUUUAUUGAGAAUGUAAACAGUUUUUAUAUAAUGAUCUUUGAAGGUAAAAUAAUGUAGGGAUAACAUAUGAUCAACUUCCAUAAGCAUUUGAUAUUCAUUUAUAACAGAUCAGAUUU
Molecule: messenger RNA, 1306 nt
Organism: Sander lucioperca (pikeperch)
Lineage: Eukaryota; Metazoa; Chordata; Actinopteri; Perciformes; Percidae
Product: serine protease inhibitor A3M-like
Biological process (GO): negative regulation of endopeptidase activity
Molecular function (GO): serine-type endopeptidase inhibitor activity
Source: RefSeq, a predicted model, not a curated record